GAACCCCAUGGGGACAGCGUCGGGGUUGAGGCCGCGCAGCCGGGCACGGCCUCCGAGCAGCUGCCGAUCUGCAGGGCGACAGAGCUGGCCUGCUGAGGGAUGCCCAAGAAGUUCCAGGGUGAGAACACCAAGUCGGCAGCAGCCCGGGCACGGAGGGCUGAGGCCAAGGCGGCAGCUGAUGCCAGGAAGCAGAAGGAGCUGGAGGAUGCCUACUGGAAGGACGAGGACAAACAUGUCAUGAGGAAGGAGCAGCGCAAGGAGGAGAAGGAGAAGCGGCGCCUGGAGCAGCUGGAGCGCAAGAAGGAGACGCAGCGCCUGCUGGAGGAGGAGGACUCUAAGCUCAAGGGUGGCAAGGCCCCCCGGGUAGUGGCCCCCGGCAAGGUUACCCGCGCCCAGAUUGAAGACACGCUGCGCCGUGACCAGCAGCACAGGGAGGCCCCGGACCCAGCCGAAAAACCCAGGAGCCAUCUGGAGGUGCCACUGGAGGAGAACGUGAACCGCCGCGUGCUGGAGGAGGGCAGCGUGGAGGCGCGCACCGUCGAGGACGCCAUCGCAGUGCUCAGUGUGGCUGAGGAGGCCGACCGGCACCCGGAGCGACGCAUGCGGGCAGCCUUCACCGCCUUUGAGGAGGCCCAGCUGCCACGGCUCAAGCAGGAGAACCCCAACAUGCGGCUGUCGCAGCUGAAGCAGCUGCUCAAGAAGGAGUGGCUGCGCUCUCCUGACAACCCCAUGAACCAGCGAGCGGUGCCCUUCAACACACCCAAGUGAGCCUGGAACUGGGAGGGCUUCCCCGCAACGGUCCAGGUCGCGACCCCACGUGCUCUCCUGCUGGAUCAGCUCUGAGGGGGGAUCACAGAGAGGCCCAGGGGCCCAAGCGCCUCUUCUAGGGGCUACGUGCCAUCAACGGCCACCCCUCCUCCUGCCACCGGGUCCCUGCUCUGAGUGACACCCCCACCCCCACGCGCGUGCGUGUAGAGCCCCAGGCUGCGCGCCCAAUAAAAGCGAUUGGCAAGGCUGCA
Molecule: messenger RNA, 1019 nt
Organism: Cynocephalus volans (Philippine flying lemur)
Lineage: Eukaryota; Metazoa; Chordata; Mammalia; Dermoptera; Cynocephalidae
Gene: CCDC124
Product: coiled-coil domain containing 124
Exons: 5
Coding region: 100-768 (222 amino acids)
Biological process (GO): transcription by RNA polymerase II
Cellular component (GO): nucleus
Molecular function (GO): transcription coactivator activity
Source: RefSeq, a predicted model, not a curated record